Messenger RNA from Ziziphus jujuba (common jujube), 2575 nucleotides. RefSeq lists its product as uncharacterized. The coding region runs from base 161 to 2401 and encodes 746 amino acids. NCBI's taxonomy places the organism in Eukaryota, Viridiplantae, Streptophyta, Magnoliopsida, Rosales, Rhamnaceae. The record is from RefSeq and is a predicted model, not a curated record. The transcript is spliced from 12 exons.
UACUCGGUCUGUGUUUGGCUUGAACAUGAGCCUUAAUAAUUCAUAAAAUCACACCCGUUGAUCCUCAGGAACAAUGGUUUCGGGUUGAUCCGUCCGCCAGCGAAACCGGUAAUUUUGGCGGCAGUGGCACAAAUCCAAAACAGUGAGAAUCAUCGCUGGGAUGGAGAGCGACGAUGAUUUUCAGACAUUUUCAUCUCCCGAUGAAGCUUCCUCUCAGUCACCGGUCCGUGAAAGAAAGCUGAAGCGCUUGAAGAAAGCGGUUAGGGUUUCCCAAGAACCACCCCACCUCGAUCGAUCAGAUGGUAACCCUCUCAAUCCUGAUACGAAUUCCUCCAAAUCUGGAGCUCAAGAUUUUCAGGAAUCCAAUGAGAUAUUGGGGUCUGGAUCGAGAUCCGAGGAAUUGUGCAGUGGAAGUGCUUUGGAUUCUGGUUUUACUGGUUUGGGCGGUGAGGAAGAUGUCUCUGGGGCUAAGAGAGCUUUGGAUUUUGAUGCCAUUGGUGUCGAAACUGAUGAGAAAGUUGUUGAGGAUCGAAGGAACGGGGUUCAAGAGGAAAAUGAAGACGUGCGCUUGGAGGAAUUGGAGAAGAAACGGCCUAAUGCUGAUGAUCUUGGAGACGAGAAAAACAAGAAGAAGAAAAAGAGGACAGACAAUGGUAGUUUCGAAGGGAAGCCCAAACGGAUGACGGAGAAGGAAAGAAGAAAUAAUAUGAAGCAACUCCAUGCUGAAUCUCAAAGACUGUUGCGAGAAAGUAGAGAUACGGGGUUUAAAGCUGCACCUAUCGUUCAUAAACCCAUAUCUUCAGUUUUGGAGAAGAUUCGACAACGGAAGCACGAGAUUUCGAAAAAGUCUGUCAUUGUGAGUGGAACUUAUUUUAUUGAUGAUGAUGAUAGUUUCUCAACGGAGGUUAUCGUGAACCACAAUAUAGAAUGCUUUCAUGUUAACGAAAGAGAAGAUAAUAGAGUUUCAGAAGCUACAAUUGAGAAGACAAUUGCGCAUCCAACCGAAGUGGAGAACGACAAUGAUAGGCUACAUAUGGAUGGAUAUAAUGAUAACGUAACAUACCCGAGCUGUGAAAAAGUUGCUUCCAAAAUGGCUGUGGUUGAAGAAUCCAAACAGGAGUUUCGAGCUCCCAUUGAUGAUACUCAGGACCUUUUUUCUGAUUCCCAAACAAGUGAUGCAAAAGAUGAUCAAAUGAAUGAGACACCUAGCAGUCCUUUGGAAGAGACUUUUGCACCAUCCAUACUUGUAAUGAACUUAAAGUUUGAUUCUGCCCCUCAUGAUGAUGUUUCUACUGAUGAAGAGGAUAAUGAUAAAGAGAAUGUCGAUCCUCAUCCACAUGGAUUAGCAGACUCGUCUUCAUCUCCACUUGGGGAUCCUGUCAAAGCAUUUGUUGAUGAUGAAGCUGAGGAAGAAGAUGACAGUGACAAUGACCUAAUGCGGUUCCAAAAUAAUGAUGAAGAUGAAGAUGAUGGAGAUGCUGAGGAGCUUAAUGACAUGAUAGCAACUGGAUAUGAAGAACAGCCAAUUGAUAAAGAAAAGCGGAAUGAACUCCAUCAGAAGUGGCUUGAACAGCAGGAUGCAGUAGGAACUGAAAAUCUUCUGCAGAAAUUGAAGUGUGGUUCAAAACUUAGAGAAACUACUUUGCUUGAAGAGAAAGAAGUUGCUGAAGGUGAGGAAGAUGAAGGGGUUGAUUAUGAAGAAUCAGAAGAUUUAGUCAUGACAAAUAUUGUGCGAAUGAAUUUACGUAAAGUAAAGCAAAUGAUUCCUCAAAUGUUUACUGACAACGAUAAUGCAUACUUCUCUGAUGAUGAGGAAACAGAAAGGAGGCUGACUAAACAAUGCCUGCUCGGAAAAGCUGAAGAGCGGGCAACUUUCCUGUCACCUGCAGAGGAUGAAAGUUCUAAAGAAAUUUUUGGUCGUAUAAAGAAGCUGAAUAUUGUGCCUAGCAAUACGAAGAAAGCCAAAACAUUCUCCUCUUUUGAUAUGCCACUUACGGGAGGAAACAGAAAUAUAUCAUCGAAGUCAUCUUUCCUUGGAAGGGGGUCAACACGUUGUCUACCAUCAUCCAAGAAACGAGGAUCAGGAACAGCUCGUUCCUUUAUCUUUAACGAGAUGAUACCGAUGGUAGAAGCACCAUACCAGUCUCAGUUAGAGGAAUCUUCAGAGGCGAUUGAGAAACAGAACCGGCCAAGGACUGCUCCAGUCAAGUUUAAUACGUUGCAAAUGAAGACAAGUACCCAGAAGUCAACUACGGCAACAGCUGCAAUGAAACCAACUACUUCAUUAUUGGACAUACUAAGGCAAACAACCUUGAAAUCCAAGCCUUGCCCUCUCGAUAGUACUGUCACCCAAAAUAAAUCUGUAUUGGCUUCAUUCAAGUUGGACAAGAAACCUGUGUAGCUUAAGGAAGAUUCUGAUGUGUGUGUGUAUAUAUAUAUAUAUACACACACAUAAAUGAGUUUAAUGUAAUUUUUAAUUUGCUCCAUGUUAAUUACUUUAUUCUUUGAGCUUUAUAACUUUUUCUUUAGUUUCUAACUGAAACAGUAUCCACAUUGGUUUACUAAUUUUACAUAA